Molecule: messenger RNA, 1443 nt
Organism: Girardinichthys multiradiatus
Lineage: Eukaryota; Metazoa; Chordata; Actinopteri; Cyprinodontiformes; Goodeidae
Gene: samd10a
Product: sterile alpha motif domain containing 10a
Exons: 5
Coding region: 577-1125 (182 amino acids)
Biological process (GO): cell surface receptor protein tyrosine kinase signaling pathway
Cellular component (GO): cytoplasmic side of plasma membrane
Molecular function (GO): protein binding
Source: RefSeq, a predicted model, not a curated record
GCCAGGUCAGAUGGAAGUAGGCGAAGUGUUGAGGCUAUCUGUCCUGCAGCUCUUCUGCACUAAAAGGGCCCAUCAGAGGCAGAGAGAGAGAGAGAGGGGACCCGCACAGAGAUCUCUUUCUAUAAGGAGAGGCAAAGGGGAAUUCCCUCCGGUGGAUGCUGAUGAGAAGCCUUCUCAUCCGCGCUGUUUUUCAGUCACUACGAGCUGCGUUAAUUACAGGGCCCGGGGCCGCUCUUUGAGCUCACCGCGCUCGUGAUUCUCCCGAGAGAGAAAAAAAUACAGCAUACACACAAGAAAGCGUACGCGCAGGAAGCUCGUGGAACCGGUCUCCGGGAAAACAUUCCUGCGUGUCCUCAGUGAGUUCAGCCCACUCUUUGCACCGACGGCCGCGCAGGACGUCAGCUGAUCUGAUCUAACCACCAGGACCGACUGGAGCGGAUCAGGCGGAUGUGGAACGGCGCCGCUCCUUCGCUCUGAGUCUGAGGUCACUGAAACUUUUUGUUGGAGAGGAGAGGAGUGUCGCUCCGCGGAGACUAUGGGGGAUAGUCACUAGACUCACUGCGGCUCGGACUCACCAUGGCUGUGGACGCUGCCUCCAGUUUCAGUUUCUGCAGGCCCGCUGUGGAGUACAGGGCUCUGCCUGAGGACUUCAAACACCAGCUGAGUCGGCGGACAGGUGGGAACCUAACCUGGCAUGACGGUCGUGGACAGAAAACGGCAGGGGGAAGAACCGUGAAGCUUCUGCAGCAGCCUGGCACAGAAGUCCUGCAGUAUCGCUCCGGUGACAAUUACGGCAUAUAUCACACGAGCCCGACGCAGCCCAGCCUGAUCCGCCCCGUCGUGCUCUGGUCCCAGCAAGAUGUCUGUAAAUGGCUGAAGAAACACUGUCCGCACAACUACCUGACCUACGUGGAGGCAUUCUCCCAGCACGCCAUCACAGGUCGUGCAUUGUUGCGUCUAAAUGGGGAGAAGCUGGAGAGGAUGGGUUUAGUACAAGACACGCUUCGACAAGAACUGCUGCAACAAGUGCUGCAGCUCCAGGUGCAGGAGGAGGGACGUAACCUGCAGCUGCUCAGCAGAGGGACACACGGUGGGCUUCAAGGUUCUUUUGGAAGGAUAUCUUAGUUGGAAAAAGUGGACUUUGUGUAUGAAUGGAGCUCCAAUGUGAAUCACACCCAUGGAAUAAAUCUAUCCAACCUGCAGUGAUCUCCAGAAUAAAGAUGUCAGCUGGAACAUUGGCAGCUUUUUCUUCAGCAUCUACAUGAAGAACAGAAACUAUCUUUACAGACUGUGAAUUAUGAUGAAAAAGCAUCAUGACAAUCUGAAUCAACAUUGUACAUUUCUAUUCUCUGCAUAAUUAUUAUAUUCAUGUCUGUUAUCUUCCAUGACUGUCUGAAACUUUUUUAUGUCAAAAUUUAAUUAUUAAAUAAAACUAUUAAAAUA